Sphaerulina musiva SO2202 is the source of this 1325-nucleotide messenger RNA. RefSeq lists its product as uncharacterized. The record is from RefSeq and is a predicted model, not a curated record. NCBI's taxonomy places the organism in Eukaryota, Fungi, Ascomycota, Dothideomycetes, Mycosphaerellales, Mycosphaerellaceae. Bases 106 to 1230 code for a protein of 374 amino acids. Gene Ontology annotation, biological process: transmembrane transport. Gene Ontology annotation, molecular function: transmembrane transporter activity. The transcript has 2 exons. Gene Ontology annotation, cellular component: membrane.
CUCGUUUCACCGCUAUCUGCUACAUUGUUGCUGGUGAGUUGAACCUUUAAAUCGACUUGUGAGCACUGCCAAGAACCAGUCUUUUGCAGCAUUGCUUACCUCAGAAUGAGUACUCUAGGUGUUGUGCUGGCACUUGCUGAGAUCAACGAGGUCAAUUUUCACGCCACCAAGUGGCAGCGAUGUCUUCUUACCAUAGGAGUUGCUGCUGUGGUGUCUGCUUUCAACGCACUAGCAGCUACACACCUCUCAGUUGCAGAAGGAGUAUUUGCACUAUGUCAUGUCUAUGCAUUGGUUCCAAUCGUUGUGUCACUCUGGGUUCUGGCGCCAAAGCGAUCUGCGACCGACGUAUUUCUUCACUUCACAGACAAUGGCGGUGAUUGGCCGACUAUUCACCUUUCCGUGCUAGUCGGGCAGCUACCUAGUAUCUUCACAUGGCUCGGCAGUGAAGCCACAUCGCAUAUUGCCGAGGAGAUAGAAGAGCCGGACACAGUGCUACCGCGAUGCAUGGUGUGGAGCUAUUUCAUCAACGCACCUGGAACACUCUUGGUACUCCUGACCUACGCGUUCAACAUAUCGAAUCUGGACGAAGUCAUGAGCGACGUGGUCCCGCUGGUGUCACUCCUCCGGUCAGCCUUCCUCUCCAAGGAAGUGACGACGGGCUUGGUGACCGUAUUGCUGCUUUUGGUAUUCAUGGUGGCUAUCAGCACCAUGGUGUUAACUUCUCGGCAUCUCUUUGCUUUCGGACGAGACAGGGCACUAUACUCGUCUCCCUGGUUCGCAAAGAUUGAUACAAGACUGGGAGUUCCCCUCAAUGCGAUCUAUUCGACCCUAUUCUUCACCGUUAUUCUCUCCACAGUCACCAUUGGAAACAGUCAUCCACUUUACACUAUGAUGGGACUGGCCGUUGCAGCAUUAAUGACUUGCUACAGUAUCUCCAUUGCAAGCCUGAUGUUGAAACGACUGAGUGGGGAGGCUCUCCCUCGUGCGAGCUGGUCACUUGGUAAAGCUGGUAUCUGGAUCAAUGGAGCCGCUUUAUUGUACUCGGUAUGGUCACUAUUUUGGUCUUUCUGGCCGAUCAAGUACCAACCUGGUGCUACAGACUUCAACUGGACUCUUGUGCUAUAUUUCUUCGUUCUCGGCUAUGCUUCGGCCUUUUUGAUCGCCGGGCGGCGACGAUUGGGUAAACAUCUCAAGGAGAUGAAGUCUGAUUUGACAUUACGGAUGGAUUAGUACUGUAUUGAUUCUGGAGCUCGAGCCGAGGUGGAGUCAAGUUCGGAAAUCGUUGUCAUUUCUACCAAUUCGGCAUAUCCUUGAAGCAGUCGUUU